Fraxinus pennsylvanica is the source of this 438-nucleotide messenger RNA. NCBI's taxonomy places the organism in Eukaryota, Viridiplantae, Streptophyta, Magnoliopsida, Lamiales, Oleaceae. The record is from the annotation of a GenBank genome assembly.
AUGAUUAAAAAGGGGAACCGAGCUGCAGAUGUUGCAAAUGAUAGUAUGAUAGAAACGCUUAUAGUUUGGUCCGAAGAUCUUGUCCAAGUUGUUGCCAAGGCAUUUCCUAUUCCUUCAACUGGAGUUUCGGAAUGUGUAAGGAGAGUUGGUUUAGACGAUAUUGCAGGCAUUAAUGAAUGUUUGGAGAGGAAGGCUAAAGCUAACGAGACCAAUGGAAAUAACAAGAUGUGGAUUAUGAGGUUUCCAUUACCAAGAAAAUAUAUUCUCAUCGGCAGAAUGGUGCAGUGGAUUACUCCUGAAACGGCUCUCAACCAUGAAUGGCUUCAUGAAGUUCAUUUUCCCAAUUUUAAAGAAUUUAUGCUUACUUUUCCCUCUCAGCAUGCAAAAGACAGGAGUUGUGACCUUGUCAAUAUGAAAUUCUUUAUCAUGAAUAUUUGA